AUGGAGCAAGAGGCGGUGAAUGAAAAGGAGCAGAAUCAAAAGGAGGAGAGGGAGGAAGCCCUCAUCGAGUUCUACAGCUCCUUCAAAGACCUGUUUGAGUUCUUUUGUCUGAACACCACCAUCCAUGGCACCGUCCGUCUCGUUUGCUCCAGCCGCAACAAGAUGAAGACGGCCUUCUGGGCUCUCCUCUUCCUCGCCAGCUUCGCCAUGUUGUACUGGCAGUUUGCGCUCAUCUUCAAUGAAUACUGGAGCUACCCUGUCAUCAUGACCCUAUCGGUUCACUCAGAGCCAAAGAUGUUUCCUGCCAUCACCAUCUGCAACCUGAAUCCUUACAGGGUCAACGCUGUCCGGAAAAACAUGGCCGAGCUGGAUAAUUUAACAAGGAAAGAGUUCUUCGACGUGUACGGCUUCCACAUUCCGGAGAGUGUACUGGAAGACGAUUUGAAGACAGAUGAUUGGCUGAAGAAUCAGACCAGCAAGGUCAACAGCUCUGGCUUCCACCUAAACGAGAGCUUCGGGUUGUUGAGGUUGGGUAGACACAAGGAGAAAGUGGGUUUUCGGCUGUGCAACGAAACAGGCGGAGAAUGCUACAGAAAAGUGUAUCUAUCCGGGGUUGAUGCCCUCCGGGAAUGGUACCGUUUUCACUACAUGAAUAUCAUGUCUCAGGUCCCGCCAGUCAACUUUUCCAACAAUGAGCAAUGCCCUGGGGGCAUCCAAGACUUGGUCUAUUCUUGCCGGUACAAUCAACAACGUUGCCCGCCCAGGGACUGCAGCCACUUCCACCAUGCCAUCUAUGGAAGCUGCCUCACUUUUAAUGGUAACGGGACAGAUAAUUUGUGGGAAGCAUCCAAGCCCGGAAUACUUUACGGUCUGUCUCUCAUUCUAAAGGUUGAGCAAAAGGAUCACAUCCCCCUGCUGUCCACCAAGGCGGGCGUGAAAGUCAUGAUCCACAAGCACAACCAGUCGCCAUUCCUGGAGCACGAAGGAUUCGAUAUUCGGCCGGGGAUUGAGUCCACCAUCGGGAUUAAACAGGUCGAGGUAACUCGCUUAAAUGGACUUUACGGCGACUGUACCACUGAUGGAAAGGACGUGAACGUCACUCUCAUCUACAACAGCCAUUAUACGCUGCAGGCUUGUCUGCAUUCCUGCUUCCAGCGGCUGAUGAUUAAAAACUGCGGCUGUGGAUAUUAUUACUACCCGUUGCCUCCUGGGGAGGAGUACUGCAACUACAACAAGCACCCUGCCUGGGGUCACUGCUUUUACCUACAGUACGAUCAGUUUGCCAAUCACAAACACAGCUGCUUCCAAAAAUGCCGAAAGCCUUGCCAGGAGACUUGGUACACACUUGCCGCAGGAUACGCUAAGUGGCCAUCGGCUAAUUCAGAGAAAUGGAUUCACAAAGUUUUGAAAGAGCAGUACAACUACAGCAUGGCCACCGAAAGGAAAGACAUUGCCAAAGUCAACAUUUUCUACGAGCAUCUGGAUUACUAUUCGUUGGACGAAACUCCUGGAUACGAUGCGACACUGGCAAUGUCCAACAUGGGAAGUCAGUGGAGUCUCUGGUUCGGCUCCUCGGUGCUGUCAGUGGUGGAGAUGCUCGAGUUCCUCGUGGACAUCAUCCUCUUGUCCCUCAUCUUCGGCUACCGGUGGUUGACGGCCAAGAAGGUCAACGUGAUGAAGCACCCACCCGCCAUCUCCACCGUGAGCUUGACUCUGGAGAAGUACCGCUACAUAGAGGAGGGCUUGGCCACUAGCCAAAACAUGACUAAACUGUACGCUAGCGACGGAGACACUUCCUUGGACAAAAAGAGGAUCUCCACGCCCUUCUCGAAGUACGGUGGGUGCCACGUGCCAGAACUGUACACGGGCGUGGUGCUUAACGGGUUCAAAUACCAGGAGGACCACUGCGCAGAAACGGGUCUCGACAGGUAG
Euleptes europaea (tarantolino) is the source of this 1932-nucleotide messenger RNA. It is a transcript of the gene SCNN1D, whose product is annotated as sodium channel epithelial 1 subunit delta. Bases 1 to 1932 code for a protein of 643 amino acids. Gene Ontology annotation, cellular component: membrane. The transcript is spliced from 12 exons. Lineage: Eukaryota; Metazoa; Chordata; Lepidosauria; Squamata; Sphaerodactylidae. Gene Ontology annotation, molecular function: ligand-gated sodium channel activity. The record is from RefSeq and is a predicted model, not a curated record. Gene Ontology annotation, biological process: sodium ion transmembrane transport.